AGAUCAGAAGAUGAAGAGGCCUAGGACUACAUUGAAAUCUUUUUAUGCCCCAGCAACACCCCAAUCCAAUUCAGACCCAAAUCCCUCCACAAACAGCGGGAACCGGAGGUAGUAAUACUCAGCAAGCAGCAGCUGUUGUUGAGGCAGCCAUAGGAGAAACUGGAGCUAGAGCUAGUAACAUUCAAGUUCAACAUGCCCCUAGUACUUGUGAGGCAGCCCCUAGUAUUGUUGAGACAGUGGGGAGUAAUAUUCCACAACCAGAACAAGAACCUCACAAUUCAGAGACAGUUGAGCUUAAUCCGGCUGACAUAGUUGCUGAUCCUGGGCUUAGAAAACCAAUUGAGCAAUUUCAUAUAGACAUUAGAGAUGCUGUUAGAAGGGAAUACUUGUCAAGAGGUCCAUGCCAACCAAUUGGUCAUAAAUAUCCACAGAAGUUAAUGGGAAAUCGACAAAGAAGCUUUCAUGACUCGUGGUUCAAAAUGCAUAAUUGGUUGGAGUAUAGUAUUGCCAAAGAUGCAGCAUUCUGUUUUUAUUGUUAUCUUUUCAAGCAACCAAGACCUGAUAAUUUUGGUGUUGAUGCUUUCACAAGUAAGGGCUUUACUAAUUGGAAACAUGCAACUGGAUCUUUUAAUGAACAUGUUGGUAAAGUAGAUAGUUUUCAUAAUAGAGCUAGAAAACAUUGUGAGGAUUUCAAAAAUCAAAGGCAAAGUGUAUCAUAUAAGAUGGAUAGUGGAUCUAAGAAGUUAGAGCAACAAUAUUAUGGUCGUAUAACUAUGAUAUUGGGUGUUGUGAGAUUUCUUUUAUUGCAAGCACUUGCUUUUCGUGGUCAUGAUGAAUCUCAUGGAUCUAGCAAUAAGGGGAACUUUCUAGAGAUGAUAGAAUGGUACAAGGAGAAGGAUAAAGAUGCCCAAAAAUUACUUGGAAAUUCUCCUGGGAAUCAUCUAUUGACUUCACCAAAAAUACAAAAGCAUUUGUGCAAGGCUUGUGCAAAUAAGACAACUAAAGCCAUUCUAAAGGAUAUUGGUGAGAGAAAUUUCGCCAUUCUUGUUGAUGAGUCUCGAGAUGCAUCUAUUAAAGAGCAAAUGGCUGUUAUUUUGAGGUACAUCAACAGCAAAGGGCAGGUGAUUGAGAGAUUUCUUGGGGUUGAACAUGUUCCUGAUACAACAUCAGUUGCACUGAAAAUAGCUUUGGAUGCCAUGAUUGUUAGUCAUGGUUUAUCUAUGCAUAAAGUGAGAGGGCAAGGAUAUGAUGGCGCAUCAAACAUGAGAGGUGAAUUUCAUGGGCUGCAAAGACGGGUAUUGGAUGAAAACCCCUAUGCCUUUUAUAUUCAUUGUUUUGCCCAUCAGUUGCAGCUAGUGGUUGUGUCUGUUGCAAAAUGUUGUUCUCCUGUCUCAGAUUUCUUUAACUAUACCCCCAUGAUUGUUAACACUGUCAAUGGUUCUUGUAAGAGACAUGAUCAGCUGGCCCAAGAACACCAUGAUAAUCUUGUGAGUAGUUUAGAGACUGGGGAGAUAUUUUCAGGAAGAGGGAAAAACCAAGCAACUAACCUUGCAAGACCUGGGGAUACUCGGUGGGGUUCACAUCACAAAACCUUGUGUCGUUUGCAGCACAUGUGGAAAGCAGUCCUAGAGGUAUUAGAAAAUAUAUGUGAGGAUAACCCCACUACAAAAAUAACUGCUACAGGUUUGCUAAAACAGAUGGAGAGCUUUGAAUUUGUGCUUAUCAUGCACCUAAUGAUUAGACUAUUGGGUAAAACUAAUGAUCUGUCACAAUGCUUGCAAAAGAAAGACCAAAAUAUUAUUCGUGCUAUAGGAUUGAUUGGGACCACAUUGCAAAAAAUUAACCACAUAAGGCAGCAUGGUUGGCAAGAACUCUUUGAAGAGACAAAGACAUUUUGUCUCAAGUAUAACAUCAUUGUGCCAGAUAUGUCAGAUACAACUACUACUAGGGGUCGUUCAAGGGGUCGUGGAGGUCAAUUGAUAACUUACCAACAUCAUUUCAAUAAUGAAAUCUUUAAUGUGGUACAUGACCAGCUUAUUGUGGAGUUAAACAAUCGGUUUGCUGAGAGAUCUACCCAGUUAUUGAGAUGCAUUGCUUGUCUUGAUCCUAGGAAUUCUUUUGCCAAUUUUGAUGAAGAUAAGUUAAUUGAGCUUGCUAGAAUGUAUGCUGCCGACUUCUCUCCAUAUGAUUGCAUAGUCCUAAAGGACCAACUUGAGACAUUUAUAGCUGAUGUGAGAGCAGACCCACAUUUCCUAAGUUGCAGUGACCUUGGUAAUCUUGCAAUGAAGAUGGUUCAGAGUGAUAGACAUACAGUUUUUCCUUUGGUUUAUCGGCUCAUUGAAUUGGCUUUGAUUUUGCCGGUGGCAACAGCAACAGUUGAAAGGGCUUUUUCAGCUAUGAAUAUCAUCAAAACUGAGUUGCGGAAUAAAAUGGCUGAUGAAUGGCUCAAUCAUCGCGUGGUCUGCUAUAUUGAGAGAGACAUAUUUGCAAGCAUUGAUAAUGAUAAGAUAUUAACUCAUUUUCAAGAAUUGAGAACCAGAAAGAUGAAGCUACCUCUCCCUAGUGGAUCAAGAUCUGGAGCUACAAUUGAAGAAUUCAAUGAGGAUGAUAUAGACUCCGAGGAAGAUAACACGUAGCAAGGUAUUUGAAAAUGUAUUUGUACUUCUUUUUCGCACCGCAACUAAAUUUGUACCAUACAUUUUGAUCGUGCAUUAGUAUUAGUAGCAAACUAGCAAUGUAGCAUCUAUUAUUGUAUCAUUGUGUGCGGUGGCAAUAAGAUUUGGCCCCGGGCUUAGCAAAAUCCUGGGUCCGCCACUGGCGUCUCUGUCCAUAUAUACAGCUACAUAUGCCAGACACGAAAAGAGAUAUGUUAUAUCAAAUAAAGAUUCGGCAUAAUUUAUCUUUGCUUUUACUGCUAACAGUUAUUACUUCUGUACAUACAUCCUUUGGAUUGCGCAAUUGAGGCCGAAUUUCUCCUCGAAAAAGCUUCUCUGUAGGAACACAAUUUCUCCUGGAAAAAACUUCUUUGUAGGAACACACAUGGCACUAGCUGUUGAUGCAUCAAAUCCAAGAGAUCCUGCAUAGCUAUGGGCCUAUGGCUCAGUGAAGCUUUAAGCUCCAUUGCCUUUUUGGUAUUUAUUAUUUUUAAUCAAUUUUAUUUUUUCAUUUUACUACAAAUAUAAUUACAUAUAUUUUCAGUAUGGUUUAUUCAAUUCGUGAGUUAAAAAUUUACUGCAUUGGAGUUGUAUGUUCAAAAUUUUUAAGUCGUUAGUCAUAAAUAUUUUUAGCAUGCUAAUUGCUAUAAACUUAUAUUUUUAUCUAGCAAUUUCCGCAGCAACACGCGGGGUAUCAUCUAGUUACAAUUAAAUAUCAGACAUACUUGAAAAAAAACAUAACAAAACUCUGAAUUUGUGAUGUUCU
Messenger RNA from Oryza sativa Japonica Group (Japanese rice), 3420 nucleotides. Lineage: Eukaryota; Viridiplantae; Streptophyta; Magnoliopsida; Poales; Poaceae. The record is from RefSeq and is a predicted model, not a curated record.